Molecule: messenger RNA, 702 nt
Organism: Salarias fasciatus (jewelled blenny)
Lineage: Eukaryota; Metazoa; Chordata; Actinopteri; Blenniiformes; Blenniidae
Product: myelin and lymphocyte protein-like
Exons: 4
Coding region: 100-564 (154 amino acids)
Biological process (GO): myelination
Cellular component (GO): membrane
Molecular function (GO): structural constituent of myelin sheath
Source: RefSeq, a predicted model, not a curated record
ACAGCUUACACAUCUCAUUUCACAACAAGUCGCGCGCACACACAUACACACACACACACACACUCACACACACAUACACACAUACACUGAGUUUGGACUAUGGCUUCCACCACUUCAGGGGACAUUCUGCCUUCGGGCGGCAGGAUCUUCUUGACCGUUCCCGACGUCUUCUUCAUCCCUGAAUUUGUGUUUGGGGGUUUGGUCUGGAUCCUGGUGGCCUCCACCCGCGUCGUGCCGGACAACCCUCUGGGCUGGGUGAUGUUCGUGUCCGUCUUCUGCUUCGUCUUCACCACACUCUGGUUCUUCAUCUUCCUCUGUGGGGCCAAUCAGAGCAGCGUCUGGCCCAUUCUGGACACGGUGUAUCAUUUCGUGGCGGUGGUUUUCUACCUCAGUGCAGCCGUGGAUCUGGCCUACGUCACCAUCGUACUGAGCUCUCUGGCUGUAACGGCUGAAGGGCUCAAGAUUUACCGGCUGGACAUCGCUGCAGUGGUCAUGUCCUACGUGGCCACUCUCCUGUACUUCCUGCACGCCAUUUUCUCUGCCAUCCGAUGGAAAAGGUCGUAAAAGAAACACUGAGGCGCCACCAAAACUGAACCAAAAACCAGACGACCUGAAAUAAUUUUAUUCACCUUUUUUUUUUAAUUAUUGUUAUUUUCACGCCACUAGAAGUAACUCACUGUUUCAAAUUGAAGAAUCUUGAUA